GGCCUAAUAAUUUUGAACGUUCCUUAAAUUGAAUUCUAAACACCUCUCUCUCUCUCUCUCUCUCUCUGUUGAAAGCUUGAAACUUUCGCCAAUGAAGCAAACCAACCAAGAAACCAUUACGACCGCCGUCGAGCUCCGCUUUUUUUGAUGACGAAACCGCCAAUAUUCUCCGUCUCCAUCGCAGUUUCCGUCUUAUUCGCGGUUAUCUUUAAGUUCAUUUCAGUAUUGCCGGCCCAUGCUUUGGGUUCCGGCUCUACCGUCGCCGUCAGCUAUGGCUCCGGCACCGUCUGCGCCAUCGUGGCCGAAGAAUCCACCCAGCGCAUCGCCUGCCAGGACUUACGUGGUACGAUCAGAUUCGUUGAACCCAACGUCUCCUUUUCCUCCAUCGCCGCCGGUAAUAACGUCCUCUGCGGUCUCCGCUCUGGAGGUUUUAGUCUGCUUUGUUGGGAUGACAUCCGAAAUUCCAAUUUUACCCCCAAGAGAUUAUACAACAACGAAACCGUUUUGCUAGAGAACCUCUCCGUCGGCGAUGACCAGAUUUGCGCCACCGUGAUCGGCACCGGCGAUGUCAGGUGCUGGAGAGGUGAUAACGUCACCCAUCAGCCACCGGUCGCGACAUUCUCGUCGAUAUCAUCUGGUUUCGGUUUUUCCUGUGGGAUUUUAUUGGGAGGUAACCGAAUUCAGUGCUGGGGUAGUAACCCGGUGGCGGGUCGGAUCCAAUCCGAAUUUGGUAACAUGACGAUGGCGACAAUUGUUGCUGGUGGGUCACAUGUUUGUGGGCUGAAUUCAACUGGGUAUCUUGUUUGUAAAGGGAAUAAUGAAUCUGGGCAACUGAACAUUCCGUCGAGCUCGGCUAUGGAGUUUGAUGGAUUGGCUCUAAGUGCUAAUGCUACCUGCGCGAUACGUAGAUGGAACCAGUCAGUGAUUUGUUGGGGAGCGGAUACAAUCCUUGUCGGCCGUGAAAGAACAGAGGAGGUUCAUUUUGAAUCAAUCGUUUCUGGUUCGAAUUUCACUUGUGGGUUGACGACAGCAAAUCUGUCGAUAAUUUGUUGGGGUUCAUGGACGACAAAUGGGUCAAUUUCAGGGACAGGGCUUCUUCUUCCUAAGAUUCUACCAGGCCCAUGUGUACAAUCUUCCUGUAAUUGUGGUGUAUAUCCUGAUUCUGAAACCCUUUGUUCCGGUUCUGGUACUAUCUGUAAACCUUGUUUGAAUCAAUCAUGGAUAUCACCAUCACCACCAUCAGCAGACCCAGUAGCUCCAUCUCCCUCAAUUUCAUCUCCUCCUCCUCCUUCCAAUGAACUAACAAGAGGGUUACUAGCAUUCGCCAUUAUCGGAUCAGUCGGAGCUUUUGCAGGUCUCUGCACCGUAGGAUACUGUUUAUGGACCGGGGUCUGUUUCGGGAAGAAGAAAGUGCACAACUCAGUUCAACCCACAAUCGGCAGAGCAGGUUCCAAUGGCGGCAAUCCAUCAUCAAGUAAUAGCCCACCAUCCCGUUCCUCCACAAUACGGCGGCAAGGCUCACGAGUCCUGACAAUGAGACGACAAAGGAGUGGAACCUCAUCGACAAAACACGCAGAUAAAGCAGAGGAGUUUUCCCUCGCCGAGCUCGCCGCUGCCACAAACAAUUUCUCCAAAGAAAACAAGAUCGGCGCCGGCAGCUUCGGGAUUGUCUAUAAAGGAAAACUACCAGACGGGCGUGAAGUAGCAAUCAAGAGAGGCGAAACCGGAUCAAAAACCAAGAAAUUUCAAGAAAAAGAAACCGCGUUUGAUUCAGAACUCGCUUUCUUAUCCAGACUCCAUCACAAACACCUGGUGCGCCUUGUUGGGUACUGCGAAGAACACGAAGAGCGGCUCCUGGUUUACGAGUACAUGAAAAAUGGCGCUUUAUACGACCAUUUACAUGAUAGAAACAAUGUAGAGAAAUCCAACAGCGUGUUGAAUUCAUGGAAAAUAAGAAUCAAAAUUGCCUUAGACGCGGCCAGAGGCAUUGAGUAUCUCCACAAUUAUGCAGUUCCUCCGAUAAUCCACAGAGACAUUAAGUCCUCCAACAUUCUCCUCGAUGUUACAUGGACGGCAAGAGUCUCGGAUUUCGGGUUAUCGCUGAUGGGUCCGGAGUUUGAUCGCGAAUGCAGGCCAAUGAAGGCGGCCGGGACAGUUGGGUACAUUGAUCCGGAGUACUACGGUCUUAAUGUGUUGACAGCAAAGAGUGAUGUGUAUGGGCUUGGCGUGGUGUUGCUGGAGCUUUUGACGGGGAAGAGAGCUAUUUUUAAGGGUAGCGACGAGAGUGGAACUCCAGUGAGUGUGGUAGAUUUUGCAGUGCCGCCGAUCAUGGCCGGGGAUUUGGAAAAGAUUUUGGAUACGAGAGUUGGGACGCCAGGGAUCAGUGAAGCAGAAGCAGUGGAGCUGGUGGCUUAUACUGCUAUGCAUUGCGUAAAUUUGGAAGGGAAAGAUAGGCCUACUAUUUCAGACAUUGUUGCCAAUUUGGAAAGAGCAUUGGCACUUUGUGAUGACAGCCAUGGCAGCAUCUCUAGUGGCACAAUCUCCGUGAUCUCAGAGUGAAAUUGCACCCCGAUAAAUAUCUAUCCGGCGCCCGGUUUCGAGUCCAAUCCAAUCCAAUUCGUAAACAUGUCAUGAUAAUUUUUUUUGCUGUUAGAUUCGUUAGAAAUAUGUUUCGAGAUAACGAAUCUAAUGAUUGGGGAAAUUACAGUUUCGAAAUCUUGUUUUAACGGAUUGAACUUUCGAAUCUCGAAAGUAAAGAGGGAAUUACAUAAUUUCGGGUUGAAUUUUAUUUUUAUUUUUUUGGGGGAGAAGAGAAUGAUUUAGAUGGGAAUGUAAAGAAUUUAGGUGUUUUAAUGAUUUAACAUUGAGCUGUCAAGUGUA
Carica papaya (papaya) is the source of this 2880-nucleotide messenger RNA. It is a transcript of the gene CCR3, whose product is annotated as CRINKLY4 related 3. NCBI's taxonomy places the organism in Eukaryota, Viridiplantae, Streptophyta, Magnoliopsida, Brassicales, Caricaceae. Gene Ontology annotation, biological process: protein phosphorylation. The record is from RefSeq and is a predicted model, not a curated record. Gene Ontology annotation, molecular function: ATP binding; protein kinase activity.